Ruditapes philippinarum (Manila clam) is the source of this 828-nucleotide messenger RNA. Its product is annotated as interferon-gamma-inducible GTPase 10-like. The record is from RefSeq and is a predicted model, not a curated record. The transcript is spliced from 2 exons. Bases 1 to 828 code for a protein of 275 amino acids. Gene Ontology annotation, molecular function: GTP binding; GTPase activity. Lineage: Eukaryota; Metazoa; Mollusca; Bivalvia; Venerida; Veneridae. Gene Ontology annotation, cellular component: membrane.
AUGAUACAUAUAAAUUGUGUAUGGAUAGGAGGUGACAAGCGUGUUAGUACAUUUUGUACUAAGAGGUUUUCCGAAAAUGAUAUAUGGCUUGCUAGAGAAAUAAAAAAGAAAAGAAAGAAGUUUUAUUUUGUUCGAUCAAAGUUUGAAGAUGAUGUAGAAAAUGAGAUAAAAAAGAAGAAAAACAAAGGAAAACCAAAGAAAGAUUUAGAGAGCAUAUUAAAACAAAAAGUUUAUGAGGAUUGCAAAAAGAAUCUUGAAGAAUUUGAAUGUGAAGAUAACAUAUUUGUAAUUGACAGUUAUGAAAAAGGUUCAUACGAUUUUGAAAGAUUUGAGACGCAUCUCAUUCACGAUGCUUUAAAUAUAAGUGACGGAAAGCAUUUGGCGAUCACAUCUUGUUUGACAGUUAUGACCAUAUCGACAAUCAAUGAAAUGAAAAAUGUUUUGGAAAAAAGAAUUCCAAAAAUUGCUUUAAGUGCAGCAUUUGCACUUCGAAUUAAAGAUACAGAUGUAACGAUUCUGAAGGAAGAAAUGGAAUUCUACAAACAACAGUUCAAUCUGGAUGAAAUAUCCCUUCGAAGAGAUGCCGAGGUUUCAAACAUUACGGAACGUUUGUCGGAAAUAGAAGAAAGUAUGAAGCAUAUUGAAAAAGAAUCCAAUGAAAUGGAAGAAUUGAAUGAAAUUGACAACCUCAUACCUUUUUUACCGUUAAUAAAUAUCAGGAAAACGUACAAGGCAAGUAAAAUAUGGUUACAAAAGGCGCUGGAGAGAAUAACUGAAAAGGCAGUUGAUGUCAAUUUAACUAUGAUGGAAGGAUUGGCACACGAUUGA